AUGGUAGGCAACAUCCUCACCAAGGACGAGGAUAAGACUGAGUCUGUGGGGCCAGAUGGAAUCUACCUGAGGGUUCUGAAGGAGCUGGCCGAAGCACUCACCAAGAUGCUCUCCAUCCUUAUCAGCAGUUCCUGGUCAACAGAGAAGAUCCCAGAUGACUGGAGACUUGCCAGUGUGACACCUAUCCACAAGAAGGAUCAGAUGGAGGAUCUGGGGAACUACAUGCCUGUCAGCCUCACUUUGAUCGAUGGGCUGGAGGAGAAGCUGGCGCUCUGCAGACAGAGUAUGGAAGAGGUGGACCUGAAGCUGCGCAGGGAGAAGCUCAGCCCCGAAGGAAGAAAGUCGCUGGAGAGAGAGAAAAACUUACUAAUGACCAAAGCUGACAACUAUGAAAAAGAACUGAGGGUGCUUCGCAAGGAAAAUCGCAAGAACGCUGCCUUUGCUGUGGCCAUGGGGCUGCUGAUUGCCCUUAUUUAUGCCUGUUGGACAAUGUGAUUGCACUACAGGAUUCUCCCUGC
Messenger RNA from Tinamus guttatus (white-throated tinamou), 518 nucleotides. The record is from RefSeq and is a predicted model, not a curated record. NCBI's taxonomy places the organism in Eukaryota, Metazoa, Chordata, Aves, Tinamiformes, Tinamidae.